AUGAAAAAAGGAAAAAUAAUCUUUUUAUAUUUUCUUAUACUUAUUCAUAUAAAUUUUUAUAAAAAUGUUAAAAUCAAAAAAAAAUGGGAAAAUAUAUUUUACUUAUAUAAUACUCCUCCAAUAAACAAACAAAAACAAAAAUUCCAACUGAAAAAUACAUGUACAUUUCUAACUGGAAUUAAACCAAGUGGAAGCAUACACCUUGGCAACUAUAUAGGUUGUUUAUCCCCCAUUAUAAAUAUUAAACCCCCCCAAACGGAAAACUAUAGAAAUAAUGAUAAAAAUGACGAAAUAAAAAUAAACAAAAUAAUACUAAUUGCAGAUCUUCAUAGUUUAACAAAUAUUAAUAAUAUAUUUUCAUUAAAACAAAAUGUUUUCGAUUCAGUAAAGACUAUCAUUUCUUUGAUUAUAAACAUGUAUGUGAAAAAAAAAAAUUACAUUGAUGUCUAUAUAAACGGAAUAAAUAUAAAACAUAUUAUUAAACAACUUAAUAUAAACAUAAAGGAUAAUAUAAAUAUUCAAAAUCUAUUAUCAUUUAAUAUCGAAAAUAUGUAUCUCAAUUCAUAUUAUGAACAAAAAUAUGCAAAUUCGAAUACCAUCAAUUCGUUGAAAAUAUGCGGACAAAAAGACAUGUUUGCUUCUCAAUAUUCUAAGUUAAAUACAAAUAGACAAAACGAUAAUUAUAAAUUUUGUAAAAAAUCGAAUAUUAAACAAAAACAUUAUUUUUACAUAAUUAAACAAUCUGAUAUACAACAACACACAUCUCUUUAUUAUUUAAUAAAUUCUUUUAUUCCCAUUAAUAUAUUAAAUUCACACAUACAUAUAAAAGCUAGUGAAAAUAAAAAAUCAUUUUCCUUAUUUUCCUAUCCAAAUUUAAUGCUGUCAGAUAUUAUGCUUUAUAAACCACAGUAUUUAAUAAUAGGCUUAGAUCAAAAAAAAAAUAUCGAAAUUAUAAAAAAAAUUUCAAAAAAAAUUAACACAUCCUUAAAUAACCAUAUAAUCAAAUUGCCCAAAAUAUAUUCUUCAAAAUUCAACGUCGAAAUAAUGAAUUUGGACGGACAUAAUAAAAUGAGUAAAGAUAAAGAAUUAUCAACUUGUCAUAAUUUACACAAAGUUAUUUAUGUAUUUGAUAAUAAAGAUAUAAUUGAAGAAAAAAUACGAAGAGCCAAAACAGAUAACUAUAACACAUUAAUAUAUGCUAAACAUGAUAAAAAAGAAAUUAAUAAUCUUAUUAAUAUAUAUUUCUUCUUUUUUUAUCAUCAAAUUAAAAAUAUAUAUUAUAAUAUAAAUAAUUCCCAAAACACAAUUGACCAUUUUCAUUCGCUUCAAAAUUCACUAUUUUUAAAUUGCGAUAUAAAACAAAACCAUACAUCUCAUUCUACAAAUAUUUAUAACCAAAAUAAUGAAAAUCUCCAAAAUUAUACACAUUUACCCAAAACGCAUAAUGAAAAAAUAAUUUUAAAAAAAUAUAAUAUCAAUCCAAAAUUUAAUGUAAAUGUUAUAAAUAAUAUCCUAUCUACUUAUAAUAAUAAUUACCAGCAUUUUAAAUACGAUCUGUCUCAAUUAAUAUAUAAACAUUUCAGAUUUUCAAAGUAUUGUUAUGAAAAGCUUCAUUUCGAACAUAUAUUAAUAAAUAAUUUAUUAAAGAUUGGAAAACAAUGCUUGUAUCAAACGGCUUCCAGAACAUAUAAAAAUUUCAAGAAAAACUUAAAUAUAUAA
Molecule: messenger RNA, 1719 nt
Organism: Plasmodium berghei ANKA
Lineage: Eukaryota; Apicomplexa; Aconoidasida; Haemosporida; Plasmodiidae
Product: tryptophan--tRNA ligase, putative
Exons: 3
Coding region: 1-1719 (572 amino acids)
Biological process (GO): tryptophanyl-tRNA aminoacylation
Cellular component (GO): mitochondrion
Molecular function (GO): tryptophan-tRNA ligase activity; ATP binding
Source: RefSeq, a predicted model, not a curated record